AUGGAUCAGGGGACUGAUGCAAUGGAUGUUUUGAUGGGCAAAAUUGUUCCCGUUAAGCUUGGCAUUAUCGGUGUCGUUAAUCGCUCGCAGCAAGCCAUUAUCGACAACAAGCCUAUUUCGGACGCUAUAAAAGACGAACAGUCUUUUCUUCACCGAAAAUAUCCUACUCUUGCUAGCAGAAAUGGGACUCCGUAUCUUGCGAAAAAGUUGAAUUUGGUGAGAAUUUUCAAUCUGUUAACUGGGUAG
Messenger RNA from Strongylus vulgaris, 246 nucleotides. NCBI's taxonomy places the organism in Eukaryota, Metazoa, Nematoda, Chromadorea, Rhabditida, Strongylidae. The record is from the annotation of a GenBank genome assembly.